Molecule: messenger RNA, 6811 nt
Organism: Oenanthe melanoleuca
Lineage: Eukaryota; Metazoa; Chordata; Aves; Passeriformes; Muscicapidae
Gene: SCN5A
Product: sodium voltage-gated channel alpha subunit 5
Exons: 27
Coding region: 1-6084 (2027 amino acids)
Biological process (GO): membrane depolarization during action potential; neuronal action potential; sodium ion transmembrane transport
Cellular component (GO): axon; voltage-gated sodium channel complex; plasma membrane
Molecular function (GO): voltage-gated sodium channel activity; protein binding
Source: RefSeq, a predicted model, not a curated record
AUGGCUGACUUCUUGUUACCACCGGGUACUAACAGCUUCCACCGGUUCACGCCCGAGUCCUUGGCUGCGAUCGAGAAGCGAAUUGCAGAGAAGCUGGCAAGGAAUGCCAAGCAGGAGUACAGAGAGCAGCAGGGCGAGGAAGAGAAACCUCAGCCUCAGUUUGACCUGCAAGCUUGCAAGAAGCUGCCUGAUAUCUAUGGGACUGUUUCUCCAGAGCUCAUUGGGGAGCCCUUGGAGGACAUCGACCCUUUCUACAAUGAUCGUAAGACAUUUAUAGUACUGAACAAAGGGAAGACAAUCUUUCGAUUUAGUGCCACUCCUGCCUUGUAUAUACUUAGUCCUUUCCAUCCAAUCAGAAGAGCAGCAAUUAAAAUUUUGGUACAUUCAUUGUUCAGUAUGUUUAUUAUGUGCACUAUUUUAACUAAUUGUGUGUUCAUGGCACAAUCAGAGACUCCUUCAUGGAAUAAAUAUGUUGAGUACACUUUCACUGGAAUUUACACUUUUGAGUCAUUGAUAAAAAUAUUGGCAAGAGGAUUUUGCAUGACAGAAUUCACCUUCCUUCGGGAUCCCUGGAACUGGCUGGAUUUCAGUGUUAUUGUUAUGGCAUACAUAACUGAAUUUGUGGACCUGGGCAAUGUCUCAGCCUUGCGAACGUUCAGAGUACUGCGGGCGCUGAAAACAAUCUCAGUCAUUUCAGGACUGAAGACCAUUGUAGGGGCUCUUAUCCAGUCUGUUAAGAAACUUGCAGAUGUGAUGAUCCUGACCGUUUUCUGCUUGAGUGUCUUUGCCCUCAUAGGCCUCCAGCUCUUCAUGGGCAACUUGAGACACAAAUGUGUCAGGGAUUACACCAUGCAUAACUUCACCAAUGGCUCCUUGUACUUGGAUGGUAGGAUGUGGAACAGCUCAGAGGAAUUCCUUAGUGACCCAGUGAACUAUUUCAUAAAAAAUGGUACAGAAGAUGUGUUACUGUGUGGCAAUAGCAGUGAUGCUGGCACGUGCCCUGAGGGAUAUAUAUGUCUGAAGGCUGGGGAAAACCCUGACCAUGGUUACACAAGCUUUGAUACUUUUGGCUGGGCCUUUCUCUCCUUGUUCCGGCUCAUGACUCAAGAUUACUGGGAACGUCUUUACCAACAGACUCUCAGAUCUGCUGGGAAGAUCUACAUGCUUUUUUUCAUGCUGGUCAUCUUCCUGGGCUCUUUUUACCUGAUCAACCUGAUAUUGGCUGUUGUGGCCAUGGCAUAUGAGGAGCAGAACCAAGCCACUAUUGCUGAAACAGAGGAGAAGGAAAGAAAGUUUCGGGAAGCCAUGGAGAUGCUGAAGAAAGAGCAGGAGGCACUAGCUGCUAAAGGAAUUGACUCAAUGUCACUCAGCUCAUUGGAAAUGUCACCUAAAAGUGGGAAAGAAAGAAGAAAUAAGAGAAAGAAAAAGAAAUCUUUGGGGACAGACGAGUACGGGGAAGACCAAAGGAAUCCCAAGUGUGACUAUGAUGAUGGUCAAAGGAGGAUGACUCUCCUUGGCAUUAGUUAUGGUCCCAGUGCAAACUUGGUGAAGCGCAGAACCAGCCACGGAAGCGUUUUCAGUUUCCGACUCCGUGGCAGAGACACUUGCUCCGAGACAGAUUUUGCCGAUGAUGAGAUCAGCAUCGCUGGGGAAAGCGAAAGCCACCGGGGCUCUCUCUUAAUUCCAAGACCUGGGAGGCGUCCGAGCGUGCAGAGCCAAGUGAGCCAUAGUUCUCACCCUCCUGCUCCCAGCUGCACCCAGACGGGCAAAAGGAACAGCUCAGUGGAUUGCAAUGGUGUGGUUUCCCUGAUAGGAGGAGGCACCGGGGCACUCAACCCAGACCCUACUUCUCCUGCAGGGUUACUGCUCCCCCCAGUUAUUAUGGAAAAGCCUGGGACAGGCGACCUGACCUCCCCCUCGGACGAGGCAAGCAAGAAACAGCUUUUAAUGCCCCACCGACCCUCUGUGGACCACUCAGAGGAGCCCUUCCAGAGGCAGAGGGCAGUGAGUGCUGUCAGCAUCAUCACCAGUGCCCUGGAAGAGCUUGAGGAAUCACACCAGAAAUGUCCUCCCUGCUGGAACCACUUUGCUGUUAAAUUCCUCAUUUGGGAUUGCUGCCCACUUUGGCUUUUGAUCAAGAAAUUUGUCAAGUUUGUGGUAAUGGACCCGUUUACAGACCUGACCAUCACCCUCUGCAUUGUGCUGAACACUCUCUUCAUGGCCCUGGAGCAUUACAAGAUGACCAAGGAGUUUGACCACAUGCUGUACAUAGGCAAUUUGGUCUUCACUGGGAUUUUUACAGCAGAAAUGAUCUUCAAAGUAAUUGCCCUUGACCCCUACUACUAUUUCCAACAGGGCUGGAAUAUUUUUGACAGCAUAAUUGUUAUUCUAAGCCUGAUGGAACUGGGUUUGUCCAGCAUGGGAAACCUGUCUGUUUUACGCUCCUUUCGACUGCUGCGAGUCUUCAAGCUGGCAAAGUCCUGGCCGACCUUAAACACGCUCAUUAAAAUCAUUGGGAACUCCGUGGGGGCCCUUGGCAACCUCACCCUCGUGCUGGCCAUCAUCGUCUUCAUUUUUGCCGUGGUGGGAAUGCAGCUUUUUGGGAAGAGCUACUUGGACAAUGUGAAGAAGAUAAGCACGACUGGCAACCUGCCACGGUGGCACAUGAACGAUUUCUUCCACUCCUUCCUCAUCAUCUUCCGGAUUUUGUGCGGAGAGUGGAUCGAGACCAUGUGGGACUGCAUGGAAGUGGCUGGGCAGCCCCUGUGCCUUCUCGUCUUCCUGCUGGUCAUGGUGAUAGGAAACCUGGUGGUGCUCAACCUGUUCCUUGCCUUGCUGCUGAGCUCCUUCAGCGCCGACAACCUGUCGGCGCCGGACGAGGACGGGGAGAUGAACAACCUGCAGCUCGCGUUCGCCCGCAUCAACAGGGGCCUCCAGUACGCCAAAAACGCCGCCUGGAGCUUCUGCUGCAACGUCCUGAGGCACCCCAAGACCACGGCUGAGAAGAAAGCCAUGAUGAAACUCGCUGCCCAGAACCCUGCAGCCCUCAACAACUGCGUCAACAGCCACACCGCUGCCGAGCUGGGCAAGGACAUGGAGAACCACAAGGAGAACCACGCUGAGGAGGGAGGGAAUAAGAGCGGAGAGAAGCGCCCAGCUGUUACAGAUGAUGAUUUCAUGACCAAUCCUGACCUGUCCAUUUGUGUUCCUAUUGCUGUGGGAGAGUCGGAUAUCGAGGAGGAGGAUGAGGAGCAGAGCACCUUCACAGAAAUGGAGCAGCAGGAAAAGCAGCUGCAGCUGAGGGGGCAGCGAUGCCAAAGCCCAGGAGUCCGGAGUCAGAACUCUGAGAUUUAUGAAGAGUUAAGUGAGUUGCACGUGGAUAAGCAGUUGAAGGCUGAGCCACCACCUCCAGUAGGGCAAAAAGAGCUUGAUGAAAUCAGUCUUUCUGAAGGCAGCACAGUGGAUUUGACAAAUCCUGCAGAGCUGCUGGAGCAGAUCCCCGAGUUUGCUGAGGAGCUGAUGGAGCCUGAGGAUUGCUUCCCUGAAGUCUGUGUGAGAUUCUUCCCAUGCUGUUCAGUGGACAUCACAAAAUUUCCAGGCAAAAUUUGGUGGAGGCUGAGAAAGACCUGCUACAGAAUCGUGGAGCACAACUGGUUUGAAACAUUCAUCAUCUUCAUGAUCCUGCUGAGCAGUGGAGCCCUGGCCUUUGAAGAUAUUUACCUUGAAGAUAGAAAAAAUAUAAAAACCAUGCUGGAAUAUGCUGACAAAGUAUUCACUUACAUCUUUGUCUUGGAGAUGCUCCUGAAGUGGGUGGCUUAUGGCUUCAAGAAGUAUUUCACCAAUGCCUGGUGCUGGCUGGACUUCCUCAUUGUAGAUGUGUCUCUGAUCAGCCUGGUUGCCAACACUCUGGGAUACUCCGAGAUGGGACCCAUCAAAUCCCUCAGGACCCUCCGUGCCCUGCGGCCACUGAGAGCCCUGUCACGCUUUGAAGGGAUGAGGGUUGUGGUCAAUGCCCUCGUGGGAGCCAUCCCUUCCAUCAUGAAUGUUCUGCUCGUCUGCCUCAUCUUCUGGCUCAUCUUCAGCAUCAUGGGAGUGAACCUCUUUGCUGGGAAGUUUGGGAAGUGCAUUAAUAAGACAGAAGGAGAUAUGCCUUUGGACUCUAAAAUUAUCAACAACAUGAGUGACUGCAUACUUUACAACGUGUCAGGCAACUUCUACUGGACAAAAGUGAAAGUUAACUUUGAUAAUGUUGGUGCUGGGUACCUGGCUCUGCUGCAAGUGGCCACAUUUAAAGGCUGGAUGGAUAUUAUGUAUGCAGCAGUGGAUUCAAGAGAGUGUGAGGAGCAGCCUGAAUGGGAAUGUAAUUUAUACAUGUACCUUUACUUUGUGAUUUUCAUCAUCUUCGGGUCUUUCUUCACAUUGAACCUCUUCAUUGGUGUCAUCAUUGACAAUUUUAACCAACAAAAGAAAAAGAUAAGUGGCCAGGACAUCUUCAUGACAGAAGAACAGAAAAAAUAUUAUAAUGCAAUGAAAAAGCUGGGAUCUAAGAAACCUCAAAAGCCAAUCCCAAGGCCACUGAACAAAUACCAAGGUUUUAUUUUCGAUGUCGUCUCAAAACAAGCCUUCGAUGUCUCCAUCAUGAUUCUCAUCUGCCUUAACAUGGUUACCAUGAUGGUGGAAACAGAUGACCAAAGUCAAGAAAAGGUGAACAUCCUCUACAAAAUCAACAUGCUUUUUGUUGCCAUCUUCACCGGGGAGUGCAUCUUCAAAAUGCUGGCUCUGCGGCAUUACUACUUCACCAACGGCUGGAACAUUUUUGACUUUGUGGUUGUGAUUCUGUCCAUCGUAGGCACCGUACUUUCUGACAUCAUCCAGAAAUAUUUCUUCUCACCCACACUCUUCAGAGUCAUUCGCUUGGCUCGGAUUGGCCGGAUCCUGAGACUCAUCCGGGGAGCCAAAGGAAUUCGAACUCUGCUCUUUGCCUUAAUGAUGUCCCUUCCUGCUCUGUUCAACAUUGGCCUCUUGCUGUUUCUGGUCAUGUUCAUUUAUGCCAUUUUUGGCAUGGCUAACUUUGCCUAUGUGAAGAAGGAGUAUGGGAUUGAUGACAUGUUCAACUUCCAAACCUUUGCUAACAGCAUGCUCUGUCUCUUCCAAAUCACCACGUCAGCUGGCUGGGAUGGUCUUCUCAACCCUAUUUUAAACACCGGACCACCAUAUUGUGACCCAAACCUUCCCAAUGCAAAUGGCUCAAAGGGAGACUGCGGGAGCCCUGCUGUAGGGAUUUUAUUCUUUGUUACAUAUAUCAUUAUAUCAUUUCUCAUUGUUGUAAACAUGUAUAUAGCUAUUAUUUUAGAGAACUUCAGUGUAGCCACUGAGGAAAGUACAGAGCCUCUAAGCGAGGAUGAUUUUGAUAUGUUCUAUGAAAUCUGGGAGAAGUUUGACCCCGAAGCCACUCAGUUUAUUGAGUAUUCUGCACUUUCAGACUUUGCAGACGCGCUGUCAGAACCUUUGCGCAUAGCAAAACCCAACAAAAUCAAACUCAUAGCCAUGGACCUGCCCAUGGUCAGCGGAGACAGGAUCCAUUGCUUGGAUAUUUUGUUUGCUUUUACAAAAAGGGUGCUAGGAGAAUCCGGAGAGAUGGAUGCCCUUAAGAUACAGAUGGAAGAGAAGUUCAUGGCAGCGAACCCCUCCAAGAUCUCCUACGAGCCCAUUACAACGACUCUGCGGCGGAAACAAGAAGAGGUCUCCGCCAUCGUCAUCCAGAGGGCGUACAGGAGACAUUUGUUCCGGCGCUCCAUGAAGCAGGCAUCCUACUUGUACCGGCACAGAACUUUGGAAAGCAGCAUCCUGGAGGACGAUGCGCCCGAGAAGGAGGGUCUCAUCGCGUUCAUGAUGAACGAGAACUACGGCAGGCCAAUAGACAAGUCAGAAACUCUCUCCUCCACCUCCUUCCCCCCAUCCUACGACAGCGUCACCAGAGGCACCAGUGAAAACCUCCAGCUGAAGAUAACGGACGUGAGCAAAAGCGACGAGGCUAUAGAUUGUCUUCUCUCACCCGACAAGGAUAAAGAAUCAAUUGUUUAAAUGUUUGUUUAGAAUGCUUUAAAACAUUGUUUACAGAAUGUAAUGCUGUAACUACACAACGAUUGAAGCAGCCUUCUUAUUAAAAAUUAGUUGCAAAAAGAAACAGUGGAGUUUUUACCCUUAACUACAGGAAUCUAAUAAGUCAUAUAACAUUUGACCCUGCUCUUUUUGACUUGGCUCAAUAUUUAUAUUUAUAUAUGCACAGGAAGAUUCUCUGCAGGGUCAUAGUUGUUAUAUCAAUGGUGUGAAUAAGAAUAGGCUAGACUGUAAAACAGUAAACACAGUGUAUAUCUAUCCACAGAUAAAGCCUGGCUGUAUACAUUCAUUUAAGGUCUUACUCAUAUUAGUGUGUUUACUUAUGGCGAUGUAUGACCUUGCAUUCUAAAAAGAAAAAAAAAAAAUCACAGCUGCUGUAGCAAAAUGUAACACUUACUGUAUAUGUUGUGAAUGGUCUUUCAUAAAUUUAUUAUAUUUGAUAUUUUUUUACUUAAAAAAAGAAAAAAAAGAAGUCUCUUUUUCCAUGGAGAUUAAUGAUCCUAACACUCUUCAUGUUGAACUCUGAGUCAAGGUAAUAGGAACUUAUGGGAUCCCCAUCACUUGAAGAGGAAAGUUGUUGCAAACAGAAGUAUCAAAUUAGCAACAUUUCAAUUGUUGAUUACACUAAGCCCUCCCUCUUGGGACUUGCAACUGCACCACAUCAGCAGAAACACACACACACACACACACA